Molecule: messenger RNA, 1991 nt
Organism: Felis catus (domestic cat)
Lineage: Eukaryota; Metazoa; Chordata; Mammalia; Carnivora; Felidae
Gene: TEAD2
Product: TEA domain transcription factor 2
Exons: 13
Coding region: 129-1484 (451 amino acids)
Biological process (GO): hippo signaling; regulation of transcription by RNA polymerase II; embryonic organ development
Cellular component (GO): transcription regulator complex
Molecular function (GO): RNA polymerase II cis-regulatory region sequence-specific DNA binding; DNA-binding transcription factor activity, RNA polymerase II-specific
Source: RefSeq, a predicted model, not a curated record
CUUUUCCCAAACAAAGCUCCCGGGCAACUUUCUCCCUCGCAGCGCCCCGCCCGCCCGCGGCUCCCCAGCCCCAGGCCGGGAGGUAGGAAGGCUCCGGCGGGAGUCGGGGAUCCAGCUUUGGGGCCCAGAUGGGGGAACCCCGGGCUGGGGCCCCCCUGGACGAUGGCAGUGGCUGGACAGGAAGUGAGGAAGGAAGUGAGGAGGGCACCGGCGGCAGCGAGGGGGCUGGGGGAGAUGGGGGCCCAGACGCAGAAGGUGUGUGGAGUCCAGACAUCGAGCAGAGCUUCCAGGAGGCCCUGGCGAUCUACCCACCAUGUGGCCGGCGGAAAAUCAUCCUGUCUGAUGAAGGCAAGAUGUAUGGUCGGAAUGAACUGAUUGCCCGCUACAUCAAGCUGAGAACAGGGAAGACCCGAACCCGCAAACAGGUCUCUAGCCACAUCCAGGUUCUGGCUCGAAGGAAAUCAAGGGAAAUCCAGUCCAAGCUCAAGGCCUUGAAUGUGGACCAGGUUUCCAAGGACAAGGCUUUCCAGACAAUGGCCACCAUGUCCUCAGCCCAGCUCAUCUCAGCACCUUCCCUGCAGGCCAAACUGGGUCCUGCUGGUCCUCAGGCCUCUGAGCUUUUCCAGUUUUGGUCAGGGGGCUCUGGGUCCCCCUGGAAUGUUCCAGAUGUGAAGCCAUUCUCACAGACGCCGUUCUCGUUGUCACUGACCCCCCCAUCUACUGACCUCCCAGGGUACGAGCCCCCCCAAGCCCUCUCACCCCCUGCCCUGCCCCCACCUGCCCCGUCACCCCCAGCCUGGCAGGCUCGGGCCCUGGGCACUGCCCGAUUGCAGCUGGUAGAGUUCUCAGCCUUUGUGGAACCGCCGGAUGCAGUCGACUCUUACCAGAGGCACCUGUUCGUACACAUCAGCCAGCACUGCCCCAGCCCUGGAGCGCCCCCCCUCGAGAGUGUGGACGUCCGGCAGAUCUAUGACAAAUUCCCUGAGAAAAAGGGUGGCUUGCGGGAGUUGUACGAUCGCGGGCCCCCUCACGCCUUCUUCCUGGUCAAGUUCUGGGCGGACCUGAACUGGGGCCCUAGUGGUGAAGAGGUAGGGGCCGGCGGCAGCAGUGGUGGUUUCUAUGGAGUGAGCAGCCAGUACGAGAGCCUGGAGCACAUGACCCUCACCUGUUCCUCCAAGGUCUGCUCCUUUGGCAAGCAGGUGGUGGAGAAGGUGGAGACGGAGCGUGCCCAGCUGGAGGACGGGAGGUUUGUGUACCGCCUGCUGCGCUCACCCAUGUGUGAGUACCUGGUGAAUUUCUUGCACAAACUUCGGCAGCUGCCUGAGCGCUAUAUGAUGAACAGUGUCCUGGAGAACUUCACCAUCCUCCAGGUGGUAACAAACCGAGACACCCAGGAGCUGCUGCUCUGCACUGCCUACGUCUUUGAGGUCUCCACCAGCGAGCGGGGGGCCCAGCACCACAUUUACCGUCUGGUCAGGGACUGAAAGGGGACCCCAAAAGUGGCUCAUGCCCGGAAUACCCUCCUUCCAGGAAGGACCCCCAGCUUUCUUCAUGCUUAUUUGGGGAGGGGGCGCUGAUCCCUGUUAGAGGGGACCUUACAAAGCUGGGUGGCAAGCUGGAAGGUUGGAUCCUGAUAUUGGGACUUCACAGUGGUGUCUGAAAGGACAGAUCACUCCAGAGCAUGGGAACUGGGGACAGGAGUGAGACAACCCUGAGGUAUAGCACUGGUUUCUCAGUCUCUUAACAGGUGCCCUCCCCCAACUUGGCUCUGGAUGUUUUGGUGGGGGGGGGGCUUUGAUAUGGUUUGUCCCUCUGUCUUUCAGCACACCCCCAUCUCCCUUUCUUCCCAACCUGCCUCUCCUUACCACCCUCACCCUGUGACCUUAAGAUCAAGAUCGAAUAUUGAAGGUUAACCCUUUCUGUGCCGGAGCAGAGCCAGGUGGGCCCUGGAAAUAUUUUUUUUAAUAUAACAAGAGAUAUUUAUAAGUGGG